GGGCCCGUCUUCUACCUUCUACGACGUCGUUUUGGGCGAUGAAACGACGUCGUUUAUGCUGGUUAUUCGUAUUCCCUUCUAGAACCAUGUUUGCCAGUAUUCAACUCUGCUUUUUUUUCCUUCUUCCCAUAUCGGCAAACGGAAAAAAGUUGUCAAUUUUACGUACUUUCUCUCUCUAGAUUUAUAAAACCCCAAUUCCAAUUCGAUCCAACUAUGAUCAACUGACCCACACAGAUCGGCAGCCGAAUCGGAGCAAAUGGGUUGCACGCAAUCGAAGAUCGAGAACGAAGAAAUCGUGACGAGAUGCAAAGAACGGAAGUUGUUCAUGAAGGAUGCGGUGACGGCACGCAACGCCUUCGCGGCGGCGCACUCCGCCUACGCCAUGUCGUUGAAGAACACCGGCGCGGCCCUCAGUGACUAUGCCCACGGCGAAGUCCAAAACCCCCAACUUCCCACGCAGACCAACUCCAAUAACCCGCCCCACUACGAGACCCUUCCUCCGCCACCGCCGCCCCUCCCCCAUUUCCCUGCGGCGCCGCUCCAGCGGGCUGCCACCAUGCCGGAGUUCAAGCUUCCGAAGCCGGACUCGACGCCCUCUGACACGAUAGAGGAAGAGAACGAAGACGAAAUUUCGGAUGAUGAAAUGGGUAGCAGCAGUUUGAGGCACCGGAGCAGUCGCCGGAGUGGAGGUGGGAGUAGGAGUGCCAAAUUGGAGGUGGAAGAUGAUAGCCCCCCGCCACCGCCGCCGAGGGUGGAUACGCCGCCUCCUCCGCCGCGGAGAGAGGAGCCUCCGUCGAUGCCCCCGGAGACGAAUAACGCCACGUGGGAAUUUUUCUUCCCGUCGGUGGAGAGUAUGCCAGGGACGACACUGAGUGAGGUGGAAGAGGUCAGGGUACAUGAGCAGAAGGUGUUUGAGGAAAGGCCUAAGAGGGUUGAUGAAACUCCGGUGGUAGUGGAGAAUCCAGUGGAACCGGCACCGGCACCCCCACCACCAGGGGCGGUGGUGGGACCGAAGAAUCCAAAAAAGGUGAAACAAGGGUCGAGUUCGGUCACUGCAGGGCCAGGAGCAGGGGUCAUGGAGGUGAAGAGAGCAGGAGGAAAGAAUUUGUUACAAAUAUUUGUUGAACUAGAUGAUCAUUUUCUUAAGGCCUCAGAGAGUGCCCAUGAGGUUUCCAAGAUGCUUGAGGCUACCCGAUUGCAUUAUCACUCUAAUUUUGCAGAUAAUCGAGGCCAUAUUGAUCAUUCUGCAAGGGUCAUGCGGGCAAUUACAUGGAAUAGAUCAUUCAAAGGUUUGCCAAAUGCCGAUGAUGGGAAGGAUGAUUUUGAUUCAGAAGAGCAUGAAACACAUGCCACAGUCUUGGAUAAAAUGCUAGCAUGGGAGAAAAAAUUGUAUGAUGAAGUGAAGGCAGGUGAGAUUAUGAGAUUCGAGUAUCAGAAAAAAGUUGCCAUGCUGAACAAGCAAAAGAAACGUGGUACCAACGCUGAAGCAUUGGAAAAAACAAAAGCAGCAGUUAGUCAUCUGAAUACAAGAUACAUAGUUGAUAUGCAGUCCAUGGACUCAACAGUUUCAGAAAUAAACCGUCUAAGAGAUCACCAAUUAUACCCAAAACUUGUAGCACUUGUUGACGGGAUGGCCACAAUGUGGGGAACCAUGCUAGAACAUCAUAAAAGCCAGUCAAAGACUGCUAUGGCUCUGAAAUCUUUGGACAUCUCCCAGUCCCCCAAGGAAACGAGUGAGCACCACCAUAAGCGCACCAUCCAGCUGUGGAUGGUUGUCCGAGAGUGGCAUUCACAGUUCGAUAAGCUUGUUACCAAUCAGAAAAAUUAUAUAACAGCCCUGAAGAAGUGGUUGAGGCUAAAUCUAAUCCCAAUAGAGAGCAACCUGAAAGAGAAAGUUUCUUCCCCACCAAGGCCCCAAAAUCCCCCGAUUCAGGCGCUCCUGCAAGCCUGGAAUGAUCAUCUGGAAAAGCUUCCAGAUGAGCUUGCAAAAACCUCUAUAUCCAACUUCGCUGCUAUCAUAGAAACUAUAAUGCAACAUCAACAGGACGAGAUGAGAUUGAAGGCAAAAUACGAGGAGACUGCAAAGGAGCUUGAACGAAAAACCCGGCAAUUUAAUGACUGGCACAGUAAGUACAUGCAGAAGAGAAUACCAGAUGAAAAUGACCGAGAGCACUCGGGAGAUGAUCCGCAUGAUGAUGUUGUUAUUGAGAGGAAGUUAGCAGUGGAGACAUUAUCAAACAGGCUGAAAGACGAGGAGGAAACCUACCAGAAGGAGUGCGUUCUGGUAAGGGACAAGUCUUUGGCGAGCCUUAAAAACCACUUGCCGGAGCUUUUCCGGGCACUAUCAGAAUUCUCUUAUGCAUGUUCAGAUAUGUACAGUCGAUUGAGGUCCAUUUCACGUUCCCAGAAGCCUGCUGGGAACUAGUGGUGGUAAUAUGUUUCUAUGUUAUUGUAUAAUUCGGUUGUGUCAUGUAACUUACCAACUUUUGCAUUCCUCGUUUGAGACCAAUAGGAGUUUGUGAAUUUUCAUCAAUUUUUUUGGAGUUGAAGAGAUGUCAUGAAUAAUGGCUUUUUUCGAUUAUACUAUGGAGAUGAUAGGCUAUAUUUAUAGGUU
This is a messenger RNA of Vitis riparia (riverbank grape), 2614 nucleotides long. Its product is annotated as protein ALTERED PHOSPHATE STARVATION RESPONSE 1. NCBI's taxonomy places the organism in Eukaryota, Viridiplantae, Streptophyta, Magnoliopsida, Vitales, Vitaceae. The coding region runs from base 257 to 2425 and encodes 722 amino acids. The record is from RefSeq and is a predicted model, not a curated record. The transcript has 4 exons.